Bacillus rossius redtenbacheri is the source of this 5777-nucleotide messenger RNA. Its product is annotated as RING finger protein 207-like. Bases 509 to 1891 code for a protein of 460 amino acids. The transcript has 7 exons. The record is from RefSeq and is a predicted model, not a curated record. Gene Ontology annotation, molecular function: Hsp70 protein binding; transmembrane transporter binding; zinc ion binding. Gene Ontology annotation, cellular component: perinuclear region of cytoplasm. NCBI's taxonomy places the organism in Eukaryota, Metazoa, Arthropoda, Insecta, Phasmatodea, Bacillidae.
UCUGGUAGUAUUGGUACCAAUAAACAAGUACGAUUUAACUUAUUUUUGUUUGUUGUGCAGAGUUUUAUCGAUCACGUUACGAGUUAGUUUAGUUUCCAAAAUUUUGAGUUUCUUAUAAGCCUAACCUAUCAAUAGUUUUUUUCUUACACAUUUUGGGUUAUAAUGACGCGUAUAUACUGAGUUCAAUUUAACUGCAAACAUAUAUGGUAUGGUGAAUUAGUAUUUUUAAUGGAUAUCAAUAAAAAGGAAGUAUUGUUAAAAAGUUCUUUGACACUGCAAGAAACAUUUACCAAAGGACCGUUUCAUAUUUCGAUUGUUUAUAAGAAUUUUUCAGUAUACGAAUGCGAUGCAGUGGAAAACGCGAUGGUACCUAUUUCCAAAUGGUUUGCGAAGAGAGGUAGGAGUCGGUGUUUGUUAAGCAGCAUAGUUCAAUUACGUGCAUUUAUUUCGUAUGUAUUAUGGUGUUUGAUGUUACUUAAUGUUCAAAAUGAUAACUCCUUGUAGUUAGAUGAAGGGUGAAAUGAUGUCUGGAGGAGCGUAUCACGCGAGUGAACAAGGGUCAGAAGUUGUAAGUGGCGAUAGUGCGAAUCAAGUUAGAAACCCGUUACUGUGUUUCAUUUGCGAUGAUUACUAUUCAGAGCCAUGCCUACUGAAUUGCUACCAUACAUUCUGUUCAAGAUGCCUACGUGGAAGAGACGUAGAAGGAAAAAUAACCUGCCCUCUUUGUGGUCAGCAGACGACAUUGAAGGAAGGCAUGGUACUUCCUCCGCCAGACUUGCUCAUGCGACAGCUCAUUGAACUGGCCAAUGCGGAGAAUCCUCCCUGCGCAAACUGUGACAAGCGAGAUAAAGCAUCAAUGUGUUUUUGUUCAACAUGUGGACAGGCACUGUGCAGUCAUUGCCGUGAAAAUACACAUAGAGCAAAGAUGUUUUCUACCCAUGAAGUUGUUCAUAUGUCCAAGUGUGCAAAGGAGACACACCGUAGAUGUGCUUUACAUGGUGAGCAGUACAUCAUGUUUUCUAAUACACAGAAAUCCAUGUUGUGUGUCAAUUGUUUCCGUGAUACACCAGCUGAAGCCAGAUUGCACUGUGUUGACAUUGACACUGCAUACACUCAGUGUACUCGGAAGCUGGAGAAAGCUGUUGUUUCUGUAUGCGAGCUUCAAAAUUCAGUCCGUGAAGGUCUUCUGAUGUUCAAAACACUUUUGGAAGAGCUCAGACAGAAUAUGGAAACAGAAAAACAUACUAUCAACAGUUUUUGUCAGGGAAUGCAAGAAGCAAUUGCAAAGACUCAUGCUAAUAUGAUAAUGGAAGUGCAAAGGCAGUUUGAAACCAAAGAGCGCCAAUUUCGAGGUCAGCUUGUCAGCUUAAGUACUGUGUUGCCAUUACUGCAACUCCAUCUUUUGCUUUGUUCUUCCUUCUCAACAUCAGCUAACAAAUAUCAGUUCUUGGACUUGGCAUACCCAAUGAUGGAUCGCCUGGCUUCAGUUUCACAACUUAGCCAUCCUUUGCGUGUCUGCAUGUAUGUAGUGCCUGCCUGUAUGCGGUGCCUACCUACGUGUGGUGCCUACCUGCAUGCGGUGCUUUCCCGGUUUGUAGUGCCUCCCUGCGUUUGGUGCCUGCAUCAUACAUUGUGUACUUGUGUUCAUGUGUAUGUGUAUUUGGUUGUUUGUAUUUAUUUACCUUGUGCUCAGCUCAAAAGUUUCCUAACUGUUUGUGGGCACAGUACAAAUAAAGAAAUAAAAAAAGUGACAAACUAUAACAAAAUUGAAUUAAUUCAUCAAUAUGUAAGUUUAAAAGUUAAUGUCAUAGUUGUAAAUUAUGAGAUCAGAUUUAAAUAUAUUACCUAUUCUCUGGAAGAAAAUAUGGCAAAGAAUUUUUAUCUGAACUAGUUUACGCGUUCUCUUCAGAGUGAGGAAUAAGGUGUCAUAGUAGUUUCUAAUCAUGUGGUAUUGCCAUUGAUACACAACAUCGCAGCAACUAUCCUGUGUCACACAUCUAAUUUCAGGUUAUUUGUCAAACCAUUCAUCUUGACUCAAUUACAUAUGCAUCUCUAAUUUGUACAGUACACUUGCAGCAUGUUCAUCACUCUAGAACAAAUCAAAUCAAAUUCUUGAUUUAAGAAGCUCCAUGUUCAUAAUUUGUAGGCAGAGUAUAAUCAUGGCUCUGAUUGGAUGCAGAAGCGUAGGCACAGCCCACCUUCGUAAGAGUGCAAUAGCUCUUGCUACUGUGACACCAAAAUAUUGAUUAAGUUGAAUAAAGUCAUCCAUUAAAACUGAAGCCUGAAAUAUAUAGAAUGUUCCUGUUUCUCUACAGACAGGAGAACUCUAGCCCCUUAGCAUUCUUUAGAAGCUAUGCUAAUACAUUCUUGCUAUCAAAAACAAUGUAUAUUAAGUCAUUAAAUAAUGUCUUAGAAAGCAGUGUUAACUGUGAAUUCUUAUGCAAUAGGGUUAGUACGUCUCCUUAAUAUCCUUAAAAAGUCCUUAAUUUGUUUUUAAUUAAAUAUGGACUCUGAAAAGUCCUAACAUUUCAGUUACAAUCCUUAAAAGUUCCUAAAUAAAGGAUAAAUGUGGAUAUUUGAAUGUUCUUUUGAUUCUUGAUAGUGGUGGAGGCGAUGAAGUUAAGGGGCCCCUGAAAACUCCUUAAUUUUUGUUUGCCCAAGAGGGUACCAACCAUGUGCAACAUAAUCUUCAUCAUGGCAAAUAGUCUGGAUCUUAUCAUAAGCUCUAUAUUAUUUACUGAAUAAAAGGGGUUUUAUACAUCCUUAGUUGCAAAAAGGUUGUAGUUCCUUAUCACCGGUGACAUAGUAAUCUUCUCUGCUGGUCUGUCUCCUGGUGAUAUCCUACUUCAUCGUUAUGGUGACAAAAAUCAUGUUGCCCUGCUUGGUAUUUAAGAUGUUUCUGGUAUUGCAACUUUUUAUUUGGUCAGACACAACGUUGGUGGUCAUCACAUGGAGACCUGAGCCUUUUGAGUCUGGGUCUGUCAGUGGCCACUGUCGCACUUGUCAUGGUAAUUUAUAGGGUCACAAAAAAAAAUGCUUGUAUCAGGUACAAGCCAGACAACGCACGUUCGUGUUCUUGUCAGUCGGGAAGACCUUUCUGUCAUUUCCAGCAGACCUGCUGCUUAGCUAAAUGUGAACUGCUGAUUACAUUCAUCCGGGCCUUUAGGAGUCCACACCUAGUUGAGCUGUUCACAUCUCACCCCAGUAGGGGAUGUACUCCGUUCCUGUAGAAUCUGGAGCUGUUCACAUCUCACCCCAGUAGGGGAUGUACUCCGUUCCUGUAGAACCUGGAGUUGUUCACAUCUCACCCCAGUAGGGGAUGUACUCCGUUCCUGUAGAACCUGGAGCUGUUCACAUCUCACCCCAGUAGGGGAUGUACUCUGUUCCUGUAGAACCUGGAGCUGUUCACAUCUCACCCCAGUAGGGGAUGUACUCCGUUCCUGUAGAACCUGGAGCUGUUCACAUCUCACCCCAGUAGGGGAUGUACUCCGUUCCUGUAGAACCUGGAGCUGUUCACAUCUCACCCCAGUAGGGGAUGUACUCCGUUCCUGUAGAACCUGGAGCUGUUCACAUCUCACCCCAGUAGGGGAUGUACUCCGUUCCUGUAGAACCUGGAGCUGUUCACAUCUCACCCCAGUAGGGGAUGUACUCCGUUCCUGUAGAACCUGGAGCUGUUCACAUCUCACCCCAGUAGGUGAUGUACUCCGUUCCUGUAGAACCUGGAGUUGUUCACAUCUCACCCCAGUAGGUGAUGUACUCCGUUCCUGUAGAACCUGGAGCUGUUCACAUCUCACCCCAGUAGGGGAUGUACUCCGUUCCUGUAGAACCUGGAGCUGUUCACAUCUCACCCCAGUAGGGGAUGUACUCCGUUCCUGUAGAACCUGGAGCUGUUCACAUCUCACCCCAGUAGGGGAUGUACUCCGUUCCUGUAGAACCUGGAGCUGUUCACAUCUCACCCCAGUAGGGGAUGUACUCCGUUCCUGUAGAACCUGGAGCUGUUCACAUCUCAUCCCAGUAGGGGAUGUACUCCGUUCCUGUAGAACCUGGAGCUGUUCACAUCUCACCCCAGUAGGGGAUGUACUCAGUUCCUGUAAAACCUGGAGCUGUUCACAUCUCACCCCAGUAGGGGAUGUACUCAGUUCCUGUAAAACCUGGAGCUGUUCACAUCUCACCCCAGUAGGGGGAUGUACUCCGUUCCUGUAGAUCUUGGAGCUGUUCACAUCUCACCCCAGUAGGGGAUGUACUCCGUUCCUGUAGAAUCUGGAGUUGUUCACAUCUCACCCCAGUAGGGGAUGUACUCAGUUCCUGUAGAACCUGGAGCUGUUCACAUCUCACCCCAGUAGGGGGAUGUACUCCGUUCCUGUAGAUCUUGGAGCUGUUCACAUCUCACCCCAGCAGGGGAUGUACUCCGUUCCUGUAGAACCUGGAGCUGUUCACAUCUCACCCCAUCAGGGGAUGUACUCCGUUCCUGUAGAACUGGUCUGAUAUUUUAGGAAUAUGAAAUAAUCUUGUCUAGGAAUUGUUUCUAUUGUUUUUUUUUACCUGGAGAGCGAGAAAAAAUGCACCCUCUGCUAUGUAGUCUACAUCCUGCAUACAAGUCAAUUAUGCCAGUAUUUCUUAACAUUUUGGGUUCGAUACUACUCUUAGUAUCUAUCACCUUUUCUAUCCAGCACAGGAUUGACAGGUUGCUGCAUGUUACACUCAUGCAUGUGUGUUACUAAUUCUGUGAAACCUUUGUGCAAAUUUGGUCAUAAAAUUUACAUGACAAAAUGUUACGGAUAAAUAAAUUUUUUUACACUUUUCAUUUACCGGCAUUCCUUCAGACUUGAUUUGUUAGAGCUAUCUAAUCAUGUAAGAAUUUUUUUUAGAUUUUUCCAGAAUGAAAGUUUUAUAUUUAAUAUGCUUCAACAUACUUUUAUUUACAGGCAUUGAUUUUUCUCUCUCCUUGUCCCUUUAUUUUAAUUUUGUGUCUUCUUUUAAGAUUAAGUAUAAAUAUGAAAUUUUGAAUUAUUUUGUUAUGUUGGUAAAUUUGGCAUGCAAUUUUUAAUGUCUUUUGUAAUUUUCUUCAUGCAAUUAGUUUAUGUUUUUAUUACAGUAAAUACAAAAUAAAGUUUUCAUCAUUUUUAACCUUUAAAGUUUAGUAUUUCGUAGCCUGAUAUAAAUGUUCAGUUAAUUUGUUUGUGGAUGUUGAAUACUGUCUACAGUUUUAUGUUUAUUAAGUAUAAAUAUGAAAUUUUUAAUUAUUUUGUUAGUUAUGUUGGUAAAUUUGGCAUGCAAUUUUUAAUGUCUUUUGUAAUUUUCUUCAUGCAAUUAUUUUAUGUUUUUAUUACAGUAAAUACAAAAUAAAGUUUUCAUCAUUUUUAAACUUUUAAGUUUAGUAUUUCGUAACCUGAUAUAAAUGUUCAGUUAAUUUGUUUUUGGAUGUUGAAAUCUGCCUACUGUUUUAUGUUUAUUGUGUUUGUAUAUUUAUUUUAGUUUUGUAUAGUUAGUGAUAUUUAAAAGUUAUUAUUUUGUAUCAGUUAUAAUUGUAUAUACUAUUUUUAUUUGAGUGAAAAAAUUAUUUUUCAUGUAAUAAAGAUUUUUUAGUCAUUGUACUUUUAAGGUGCCAAUCAUUGCUUGAUUUGGUGUAAUGAAUUUACAUAUCAAUGUGGCUGUUUUAGAUUUGCAUCUAUAUACUGCACUUUGUAGUGUGUCAUUUUAUUUUGUAUUAAAUUUAUGUUUUCCUUUGUUUUGGUCUGUAUGUCAUCGAAAAGUUAGUAAAAUAUUUUUAUACUAAA